AUGUUCCUGAUGAUUUUCCGCCACUGCCAACUCACGACUCACCCCUGGCACCAGCAUAUAUCCAGCAUAUAUCCCCCGGUUUUAAAGCCUCCACCAGCCCGGCCAAGACCACAAACCUGCAAUAUUCCGAGUCCCAGUGCAAAUAACGUCUACGCUCCACCUGCCCAACCUACUCUGGCCACAUCGUCAAAUACACCACAGGCUCAAAUCCCUCCUAAACAGGAUAAAAUACCUCCAAUUAUACUACGUAACAAGACUAGAUGGACUAUGGUAUCUGGUGCCAUCACGGCAGCAGGUCAUUCUUUUUCCAGAGCCACGAAUAUUCAGGAUGGAGUAAAAAAUUUUCCCGAUACUAGUGACGACUACAGGGCCAUCACGAAAUUCCUUUCAGAAAAUGGUGAAGAGUACCAUACUUACCAGCUCCCCGAAGAAAGCAUGGUUCAAGCUGUGAUUAUAGAUAGACAUUAA
This is a messenger RNA of Brassicogethes aeneus, 468 nucleotides long. NCBI's taxonomy places the organism in Eukaryota, Metazoa, Arthropoda, Insecta, Coleoptera, Nitidulidae. The record is from the annotation of a GenBank genome assembly.